Messenger RNA from Homalodisca vitripennis (glassy-winged sharpshooter), 387 nucleotides. Its product is annotated as heterogeneous nuclear ribonucleoprotein A1-like. The transcript has 2 exons. Gene Ontology annotation, molecular function: RNA binding. NCBI's taxonomy places the organism in Eukaryota, Metazoa, Arthropoda, Insecta, Hemiptera, Cicadellidae. The record is from RefSeq and is a predicted model, not a curated record. The annotation marks the transcript as partial.
UUAUCUUUCAGAUCUCGAGGUUUUGGAUUUGUCACCUAUGCGCAUUCCGAGAUGGUUGACGAGGCAAUGUCACACAGGCCUCAUAAAAUUGAUGGUCGUGAGGUGGAAACAAAGAGGGCUAUACCGAAAGAUGAGAUAGAGAACAUUCCUCAGCAAGCGAUGGACGUGAAGAAACUAUUUGUUGGUGGCCUCAAACACUUAGAGGAUAGUGACCUUCAGGAGCACUUUACUCAGUUUGGAAAUGUUGUCUCUUGUGAUAUAAUUGUCAAUAGAGACACUGGUGUCAAGCGAGGAUUUGCUUUCAUAGAAUUUGAUGAUACCGAUGCAGUGGACAAAGUCAUUUGUAAGUUUUAUUGUUUGUUUGUCAUUUAGUUGUUGUUACUGCUU